Phascolarctos cinereus (koala) is the source of this 3893-nucleotide messenger RNA. It is a transcript of the gene MROH6, whose product is annotated as maestro heat like repeat family member 6. Gene Ontology annotation, cellular component: cytoplasm. Lineage: Eukaryota; Metazoa; Chordata; Mammalia; Diprotodontia; Phascolarctidae. The record is from RefSeq and is a predicted model, not a curated record.
AUGGCUAGAGGGAGGCGGGGAUGGGCUGGGGGAGCCCACAGAGGUCCUGCGGGGCCCUUGGGAGCCCUUACUCUGGCUGCAUUGGCUGAGGAUAUCCAGAUCAGCCGACAGGGGAUUGGACCCAGUCAAGGUCAGCCCCCCCAGGAGUCUGAGAGCCCUGCUGAACCAGUCACUGCACCAAGGACAGAGAGUGUGGAACCUGAUGCUGCCACUGGGGUGCUGAGGAAUGAGCCCCACUCUCCAAAGGCUUCAGACCCUGAGCCCCAGCCCUGGGAGCCUGAACAGCAUCCUCAAUGCCUUCUGGUCCCUGGUUCCUUGGCAGAUUUUGCUGUUCAAACUGUGGUCUGCCUUGAGGAUGCUGGUAUCUCGGGGACCCAGGCCUUGGCCUUCAGUCUCUCCUCAGCCUUGGAGGCUCAGGGUGGACAGCUCCCAGAAAAGGUACGGGAGGUGGUCCAGGGACUGCAUGGACAGAUGGCCCAGUUCUUGGAAGGCAGGCCAAGGAGGGUGGCCCUGAGGGCACUUUGCUCAUUGGCUGCAGAACACACACAUGAAGUGGUCCAGACCCUAUUGUCUCACUCUCUGCCCUGUGACAGUGCGGCAGCUGAGUUGUGGCGAGGUUUGAGCCGGAACCAGAGGGUGAAUGGGCUGGUCUUGGUGCACCUGCUGCAGGAGGUAAAGGGCACACCCCAGAUCCAGGACCCCAGCCCCAGCUCCAGCCCAGGCCUCAGUCCCCAGGCAGUCAAGCCCCAAGCCCAGGCAUUGGCUGCCACAAGAGCACUAGGAGAGAUGUUGGCGGUGUCAGGAUGUGUGGCCGCCACAAGGGGCUUCUACCCACAAGUGCUCAUUGCACUAGUUACACAGCUGCACCAGCUAGCCUGGUGUGCCCACUCCCCCCAAGUUCAAGUGAAGGUCCGGGGUCCUCCCCCCAACCAUGCUAGCUGUGCUGUGGAAGCUUUGAAAGCCCUGCUCAAUGGGGACGGAGGUCGAAUGGUGGUGACCUGCAUGGAUCAGAGUGGGGGCUGGAGGCGCCUUAUAGGAUCCGGGACCCAUCUGGAGGGUGUCCUCCUGCUGGCCAGUGCCCUGGUGGCUCAUGCUGACCACCACCUGCGUGGGCUCUUUGCAGACCUACUUCCACGGUUACAAAGCACAGAUAAAGCCCGGCGCCUGACAGCUAUGGCCUUCUUCACUGGGCUUCUUCAGAGUCAGCCCACGGCAAAGCUACUGAGAGAUGAAGCCAUUGUGCAGCGUCUGACUGCCUGGCAGGUGGAUCCUGAGCCCACUGUGCGCUGGCUUGGCCUCCUGGGCCUGGGCCACUUGGCCCUGAACCGCAGAAAGGCGCGGCACGUGGGGACGCUGCUCCGGGCUCUGCUGGGCGCGCUCGGCGAGGCGGACACGCGGCUGGUGGGGGCGGCCCUGGGCGCGCUCCGGAGGCUCCUGCUGAGGCCCGUGGCUCGGGCGCGCGUGAGCGCGCAAUGCACCAGCCUGGGCUCGCGCCUGAGGCCGCUACUGGACCACGACCAGGAUUCUGUCCGUGCCUCAGCCAUCGGGCUCCUGGGCACCUUAGUGGGUCGUUGCUCCCCGCGGCGCGCUAGGGCGGUGCGUGAGCUGGUGAUGGGCAGCCUGGUGACCCUGUUGCUACGCCUGCAAGACCCGAGCCUGGAUGCUGCCGAGAGUGCAGAGUGGACUUUAGCUCGUUGUGACCGAUUCCUGCGCUGGAGGCUCCUGGAAGAGAUCUCAGCCAUGGUUCAUUAUGACAGCCCAGAGGCUCUAAGCCGCACGUGCAGACGACUGGCACAGUGGUACCCUGGCAGAGCCUCUGACUUCUUGAGCCAGGCCCAGGGCUACCUGAAGAGUCCCCAGAUGCCCAUUCGCCGGGUGUCAGCCAUGUUCAUAGGGUUUCUGAUCCAUCACAUGGACCCUGAUUGUGUCAACCCUGGCCUGGUGGACUCACUGCUCCAUGACCUUGGGGAAAUGCAGUGGGGCGAGCCUUGCAUUCGAGACGUCUCCCACAUCACCAUGCACCAAGUACGGCUAGUGUGCCGGGACCAGGACUCCCCUGGACGUGGCAGCUUCUCCCCUUGGAAGCUGUUGUGCUGCUGGGGCCACCACCAAGAGCGGGAGAUACCCAUCUAUGAGGACAGCCCUUUCAAGCCUAGGAGCCGGGCUGGCCUCUGGGGGUGUGGGGGGCCUUCCUGAGCUGCCUCCCAGCUCUGUUUGGAAGAGCAUUGUUCAUCCAAGGAAGCAAGGUCCCUUGCUCUUGCCCAGACCUCACCUAGGUAUUAACAACCCAGGCAUGGAAAUGGUUUCCUUAAACCCUUCAUGGGGGGAACCUUCCCAGGUGUAUCUGACUGGUAGCCUGUUCCUGGGGGAAGGGUGGAGCCCCUGGACAUUUGUCUCUUUGAUGUGAUGUCUUUAGGAUGGUCACAGCCAACUGAGGGGUGUCUCUCAGACUUUCUCAUUGUUACUUCCUGGCCCCAGAAGAUCAUGUAAACCAGGAACCCAUCAUCCCUUAAUGUAUCCAGCCUAUGUCCCAAGCUGUUUAUGUCAAACCCUCUCCAGGGGAAGUGGGUAUUCCUUCUCCCUACCUUCCCCUUCCCCAAAUGGAGAGGUUUCUCCUACCUGUGUCUUUUUGACUGAUAGAGGAAUUCCCACCUGGCCCUGAGAGGUGGGGCUCCCAAAGAGGAGGCAUGAGGGUAUCUCCUCUCUCCUUAGUGAAGGGAAGGCUGGAGGCAGGGACAGGGAGAGAUCACAGGGAAGCCAAAUGCUACCUCAUAUCCCAGCCCUUCAAUAGCUCCUGUAACCCAAUCCUUGUCCUCUGUCCUACUCCCUUCCAAAGUGAUCUGUACAUGGCAGAAAGCCUGAGGAAGGAGACAGCCCUGGGUUCUAGUCCCAGCUCUGCCAUAACUAGCAGCAUGACCUUUGUCAUUUGCCCUCUCUGAUUGACAGCUCUUUUGUAAAACGGAGACAGUAGUUCCUACCUCUUGGAUAGAGAGUUGUUGGGAGGAAAGUGCUUUGUAGACGAUGAAGCUAUAGAAUGAACGAGAGCUCCCAUCCCUCAUCAGUCUGGGGCAUCAGGCACAGCCCAGGGGACCCAGGCCAUAGAGAGACCCCAGCAUGAGGGCAAGCUAGCUUUCCCUCUGUCUGAUCUCCUAGCACUUUAUAGACAGACUCUUUUGAUGCACUGAUUGAUAGCAUUUAGAUAUUUUUGAUUUCUCUGCUGACGUGCCUUACCUAUUAAGCUGUAAGCUCUUGGAGGGCAGGGGCUCCAUCUUAUUCCUUUCUGCCCCCACCCCUCCACUAAGCAUGUUCCCCCUCCUCUGUAAAAUGAGAAGAAUACUUGCAUUACCUAUCUCAUGGGGUUGUUGUGAGGAGGGUACCCUGUAAGUCCUAAACGGGAUAGCAAUGGGAGUGGUUGCUUUUAUUAUUGUUGGAUGAUGAAUAGAUGUCUGUUGAAUGAAUGAAGAACAGAAGAGUAAGUACAUAAAGUGAGUAAGAGACCAUGGGUUUAGGGCCAGGCAGUGUCAGACAAGAAAGGAGCUGUUUCUCCUGAAUUGAGAGCAACCCCUAGAUCUGAAUGUACCUUUCAUUAGGGCCAUUUUCCACCCUGUUGUCUGGCAAGUACUUCCCUGCAAGCCUCUCCCAACUCUCCUGCCAUCAUUUCCCCAAUAUUCCACCUCUUGGUGGAACCUGUUGCUCUGGGAACCUGUCAUCAGAUCUAUAGCUACUGCUUCUGAAAAGGGGGUCAACUGACUGCGCUACUGUUCCCCUUACCAGCCUUGUGCCUUCCCAGACCAAACAUCCCUCUGUGGCCACCACUCUUUUACGUGUGAUGUCUCCCCCUAUAAAAUGUAAACUCCUGGAGGGUAGGGCCUGUGUCAUUUUUGUAUUUGUAU